Molecule: messenger RNA, 1174 nt
Organism: Manihot esculenta (cassava)
Lineage: Eukaryota; Viridiplantae; Streptophyta; Magnoliopsida; Malpighiales; Euphorbiaceae
Product: probable RNA-binding protein ARP1
Exons: 6
Coding region: 119-856 (245 amino acids)
Molecular function (GO): RNA binding
Source: RefSeq, a predicted model, not a curated record
UAUUUCCCUCCCAGAAACCUUCUUCUCUUUCUCUUCUCUCUCUGCUCUCCACGCCGGAGUUUCUAUCGUGAAGCUUUUCGAUCGGAGAAAUUAGCAUAACGAAGAAGAAGAAGGAGAGAUGACGAUGAGCAGCACUGCUGGGCCUUUUGGAGAUACGACACUGACCAAAGUGUUUGUUGGAGGAUUAGCAUGGGAGACACCUAAGGAAGCCAUGAGAGAGCACUUUGAGAAAUAUGGUGAGAUCUUGGAGGCUGUUAUUAUCUCCGAUAAGGUCACUGGCAGAUCCAAGGGCUAUGGAUUUGUCACGUUUAAGGAUGCUGAAGCAGCAAAGAAGGCUUGCGAAGACGCUGCUCCUAUCAUCAACGGUCGCCGAGCCAACUGUAAUUUGGCUUCUCUCGGUGCACGCCGUCCAAGGUCCGCCACUCCGGCUCCUCCUCAACAAGCAUCCAACGUUGGGCAGAAAUCCACAUCACCAGCAAAUCACGUGCAGUGGUACUAUCCGGCUGCAUCCCCAUAUCACCACCACCAUCACCAUCACCAGCAGCCCGUUCCCUUUUAUGGGUACACCUCUCCAACUUAUGUAGCAACUGACAUCAGUUACAAUCAUAAGCUGAGCUACACAGGCGGGUCCUACAUGAACGGACAUUUCUCUCAGGUGUAUCCGGGGCAGCCUAUUAUGGGUGCGAAUGCAGUGAUGCCCAUGUACCCGUUUUAUCACUUCCAUCAAUCACAGACGAUGGGCCUACCUGCCCAUAUUUACCCACCAGCAACAGCAAGCCCCAUCACGACAGUCCCUACCAUAAUGUCAAAACCUCCGUCAAUAGCUCCUAACACAGUUUGCUUGGCUGUGGAAUAGGUACAGUUGGCAACUUGGCAUGCACAGGGAUCAAAAGCUUUAAAAAGGCUGGCUAAGGACAAUUAGAGAGGCACUUUAGUUGGCAAAAUAACAAGACAGAGGAAGGAUGGUAGUUGCUGCAGAGACAACAUUAUUUUUUUCAUAUGCCUUUCUUCCCUAUUGCUUUAUUUAUUUAUUUUUAAACACUUCUUAUUAAUGAUUCUUAGGUGUUUGAUAAUAUUCUUUCAUUCUCUUCUCUUUCCCUCUAACAUCUCAGCAUGAGCUGUGAACUGAACUAUUAGUGAUUAAAAAAAUGUAACAGAGCCAGUAGUUACUUUC